AUGAAAAUUCCAUUAUUCAUGUUAUUCUUGUGUAUCUAUAUUUCUACACUCUUUGGAAAUGUUAUACUAAUUUUGACCGUACAAAGGGAUUCCCACCUUCACAAACCUAUGUACAUAUUGCUACUGAAUCUUUCUUUUUUAGACAUUUGGCUAUCUACAGUUACAUUGCCCAAACUGCUUUCAAACUUUCUGCAGAGGGACAAGACCAUUUCUUUUCGACAUUGUAUCAUUCAGUUGUAUUUUUUCCAUUUCUUUGCAAGCACUGAGUGUUUUCUGUACACUGUUAUGGCUUAUGAUCGAUUUCUGGCCAUUUGUCGGCCACUUCAUUACCCAAACCUUAUGAACCUCAAGCUGUGUGCACGGUUUACUGCUGGCAUAUGGCUGACUGGCUCACUCCAUUCCAUGAUACAUACUACACUAACCUUCCGACUCCCAUUCUGUGGCCCCAAUAGGAUAGAUUACUUUUUCUGUGAUGUUAUCCCAGUACUAAAACUUGCAUGUGCUGACACAACCAUCAACAAAGCAGUAAUCAUCACCAACAUCGGGGCUGUUGCUCUCUUCUGCUUCCUCUUGAUCUUAGUAUCUUACUUCCACAUAAUAAAAACAAUACUGAAGAUCCAGACUUCUGCAGGGCGAAGAAAAACCUUCUCCACUUGUUCAUCACACCUGAUUUCUGUCAUCUUCUUCUAUGGACCACCUGUGUUCAUUUAUAUUAGUCCUCAGUCUGUGGACUAUUUAGUGGAAGAGGCUAUUGCUGUUUUCUAUACUUUAUUGACUCCCAUGUUAAAUCCCAUCAUUUAUUCUUUGAGAAACAGUGAGGUGAAAGCAUCUCUAAAAAGAAUGAAAUGUCACAAACGUGAUAGAUAA
This is a messenger RNA of Staurois parvus, 867 nucleotides long. Lineage: Eukaryota; Metazoa; Chordata; Amphibia; Anura; Ranidae. The record is from the annotation of a GenBank genome assembly.